Molecule: messenger RNA, 2658 nt
Organism: Cutaneotrichosporon oleaginosum
Lineage: Eukaryota; Fungi; Basidiomycota; Tremellomycetes; Trichosporonales; Trichosporonaceae
Molecular function (GO): protein binding
Source: RefSeq, a predicted model, not a curated record
GACUAAUAAGUGAGGUGCGGUGCUGUUCAAAGGUCUGCAUCUACUUGGAACCACUGUCAGCGCCGAAAAUUCAGAAUGGGGCGAUGAGGACCUUCGGAGCCGCAAGAUCAGUGCUCGCUCCCCGGCCCCAGUGUUGGCUACCGUGCUUCCCCGUCUGCCGUCAGGCCAGCACCAGCGCUGCGAGUAACGUCGCAUUUAUACAUUCUGAGCCGCAGCUCAGCACCUUGCUACGCCCUCAAGAUACAUCUCGCGCCCAGAUCUCAUGCGAGCCCGUACGAGAGCGAAGAUCUCGCUCUAGAGGCUCGCAUGCACCCCGCAACCCAGACCCACCACCAAUAGCUGCGUCUAUAUCUGCGAGCUCCUCGUCUUCAACUCCUGCUCCUCGGCGUAUCAAAAGCCUCGAUGCUGCUCUCGACAGCCUGCCUCCCGCUGUCGUUGCGCGCCCCCCUCAUACGGGCCGCAACGGCCUCGCCUACCUCCUCCGUCUCCCCGCGACAACAUCGUCCCUUGGACGGCUCCUCCCAGCCGUCACUUGCUCCAUCGAGCCGAGUGUGACGGCAUACGAUCGCCGCCUCCGCGCGCUGGGCUGGUACGCGCAAGCUGCUCAGCGCGCUCACGCGUUGACGUUCAUUCGGCCUGUGGUUGACGAGGGAUUGAGGGUGCUCACAGCCAUUUCAGAUCUCGAACGACGACGGAGCGACAUAGUCGAUCGCACAAUUUCCCGAUACCAUCGGUUUCUUCGUGCUCUAGCAGGGGGGAGCAACGCCUCUGCUCUUCCCAACGCACUGCAAGAGGAGCUGGGACGUGUCGUCGGCGUCCUCACAUCCAGCCUCGAGAGCAUGACACCACCAGCGAAUCUCGCUGUCAGGCCCGCCAGUUUCAACGCCCUGCUCUCUCCACGCUUCCUCGUUCCCGCCACACUCGCACCUGUCCUUGCUCACGUGAAUAACACGCGCAUCGCACUCUCGUCCAGCCAGUGGCUGGCCGUGGCAACCGUCAGCCUAGCGUCCGGCAGGCAGCAGGAUGCGCUAAACGCGCUUGCUCAGUCCGCCGGCGGUGGCUCCUCGGCAAGCCACCGUCUCAUGGCAGCUGAAGGGGCAGCGUCACUCGCCGAGGCUGUCGAGUUGCUGCAACCGAUUGUCGCGAGCAUGCCCGUCGACACUGACUCGAACAUUGACGGCGCUAGACCCCAGGCCGCUGCAGCGGCGGACGCUGUACAAGAGGGUAUGGACUUGGACACCUCCCGACGUGCAUGGUCCAUCCUGCUGUCCCGCGCCGCGAACAACGACGGCGUGUCUGCUAAGCAGCUGUCGGCGCUUGCGGCCCAAAUCCCAGAUGCUAUGAUUGUCGGCCACACCAUCACACCCGUGAUGCACGGCCUAGUUAGACGUGGCGACCUUGUAGCUGCGCGCCGGAUUUGGCGCGACCUUCAAAAUAGCUAUCAGGCCGCCACAGACAGCGGGAUGCGCGCUGCUCUCAUCGAUGCAGCAGCACUCUCGGUGGGGGCUGAGGUGCAGUUUGCCCGGCCAGAUGGGCUCGUCCAUGCCCUCAAGGCCGUGGACUUCUACGCCUGGCGACCGCAGCAGGGGCACAAGGUUGAGUCCCCGCGACCGGCAGGCGGCCGUGCGGUGCGGCUUGAUACGCAGUCACUGAACUUGCUCAUCUCGCUUGCGUCACGAGACGGCAAGCCCGGCGUUGCGUUUCGGCUUUGGGAGGCAGCGCGCGAUCGCUGGGGUGUGAUACACGACGAUAUCACUCUGACCAAUCUUAUUGAGUGUGCACGGACGUGCGUCGAGAGCGGCUUCGACCCCGGCAUGGACACUCUCCGUGGACGACUACGAGCGUUAGCUUCGGCGCUACACUCAGCUCCCACGUACCAGAAGAAGGAGGUCGACUGGCGGGUGGUGCCGCUCAAAGCGCUCCUCGAUCCCCCACGGUACAGCUGGCACGAAGAGUACGGGGGCCAGCAACCUUGGGCGCGUGCGCGCGCUCUGUUUCGUGCGGUUGUCUUAGGCAAUUGGCCUGGACUUGAACAAGUGCCGUCUCCACUUGGCGCGCGGACCUUCUUGGGAAUCGCAGAUCUCAUCGCGCCACGCGCCUUCCCCGCCCCAUCAACUUACCCCGCGCCAGCCUCCGGUGCCGUAUACGCGCACGUGAUCCCCAGCGCCAAGACGUGGGAAGCGUACAUGUCACUCCUCCGGCAGUAUGGCGCGGAAUUUGGCGACGCGGCCGCGGCCGAGGACGAGGUCGCUCGCGCGCUGGGAUGGAUGCGCGCGUUGGGUAUCAGGCCGACCUGGCGCACCGCUCUCGAGGCGCUGAUGCACGUCGGCGAGCAAGAGGGUGCACGCCGACGAGUGCGUAUCAACAAUCGCACGGUACUCGCGCGCGAUGAAGAAAUUCUUCGCGCCUGGCUCGCCGAGUGGAUCCCCGCCGUGCCAUCCGAGUCAGACGUCGCAGACUACCGCCGCCAGAUCUUUCGGUAGCACGGUGAUAACUCCCACACGCAUUUGUAGCAUACUGCCACGUUCUGUGCUACUCCCCGUUCGCCGAUGAUCGAUGGCUGACAGUUGUGAGCGCGCCUGACAGGGUCAUUCACUUCACUCGACUGAAUACCAUGCCACGCGAGCUUGUCUAACAUUACUUUGUAAACAACUGCGG